AUGGACCUACAUAAGCAAUGGGAGAACACAGAGGCCAACUGGCAUAAGGAAAAGAUGGAAUUGCUGGACCAGUUUGACACUGAAAGGAAGGAAUGGGAAAGUCAAUGGAAGAUCAUGCAGAAGAAGAUAGAAGAGCUUUGUCAGGAAGUAAAACUUCGAAGAAAAAACAACAUGAAUGAACGAUUUAAAGUCAUUGGUCUUGAUCAUGAAAAGGCUGUUCAAGAUAAAAUCUUGGAAUCUGCUCCAAAGGACCCCAGUUCAGAGCAAUCUGAUUUUACAGGGGUGAAUCACAGGGAUGGACUGGGAAAAGAAAAGAAAACAGAGCAGAGCUUUCUCAGUGAAGAGAAUCAAGUGUGUAAGGAACAAAAAGCAACCAAUAAACCAAAAGUUGGGUUUAUAGAUCCUUUGGCCACAGACAAGAAGGAAUAUGAGGCCUGGCCUGGCCAGAAGACUUCUGAGAAAGAAAGUAAGAGCUGCUCUGGAGCCCUCAACACUGCUCUUGAAGAACUUGCCAAAGUUAGUGAAGAGUUAUGCAGCUUUCAAGAGGAAAUUCGGAAGCGGUCUAACCACAGAAGGAUGAAGUCAGACUCUUUUCUCCAGGAAAUACCAAAUGUAAUCAGUGCGCCUCAGAAAGAGCAUCUAAUCAACAAUGACCAGCAUGUUCUUCCAAUCCAUUUAGAAAAAGAAACACAGAAAAUUAGAAAGAAUCUGAGCUAUACCCAUGUGCCCCAAAGCAAUCCUAUGAAAAAAUGUGGAAUUGGUACAAUUGAUUUGCUAAGAAAUGAAACCCCACCAGUUCCUCCUCCAAGAAGCACAUCUCGAAAUUUUCCCAGUUCUUAUUCUGAGCAAGCCCAAGCAAGACUGAAGGCAAGUUUAGAGCACAACAGCUGGGUGACCCACAAGGGCGAAGGAGAAAGGAAUGCCAAUCCUCAAUUCCUUAUGAGGAAACCUACCUUGUGUCCAGAGGAAGAGAAGAUUUUGACAUCAGAGGUCAAGGUAGAUAGUAAGCAUCCAGGUAAUGAAGAUAUCAGACUUCCUGUGUGGUCACAUGACUUUGGAAUGUAUACACAAAAGAGCCUUUCCCCUUUGUGCUUUCAGAAAAACAGCUAUAUACCCAAUAACUUGACAUCAGAAAGGGUGAUUUCAGAACACCUUCCUAAAUUUCCCCCUGAUCUUCAUAUAAAUAAUGACUGUAGUUCCUCCAUAACACAGAGCGGUGGCUCACUUGCAAGCUUCAGUUGUGGCUUUGAAAGGACAACAAGGAAUGAAAAGCUGGCAGCAAAGACUGAUGAAUUUAACAGAACUGUGUUUAGAACGGACCGGAAUUGCCAUGCAAUUCCGCAAACUCAAAACAACUCAAAAUCAUCUGAGGAUCUUCAUCCCUGUGAUAGCACCACAAAAAGUGACAAUGUGACUGGUGCUGUGGAAGCCAGUGAACAUGUACUUGUGUCCAUGGAAAAUAUGAUCAAUAAUCCCACCAAGAAAUCAACAGGCCUGGUCAGACAAAUGCAGGAUUAUGGAAGUCAUAGCAGUAACCAGAAUAUGUUCCCUGAGCAUGACUGGAGACCAAGCGAUUUAUCUGGCCGACCCAGGUCAGCUGACCCGAGGUCAAAUUAUGGUGUUGUAGAAAAGCUGCUGAAAACUUAUAAGACCUCAGUCAGGCCUGCAUGUCAAAAUUCUAAAUGUUUCCAGGAUAACUGGAUCAGAUGUAAUUCUGAUGCCAGUGGUAAUGACACAUUAAGUCAGCAUUUAGAAAUGCAUCCAAUGGCGCAAGAAUUUCAGCCAAAAACAGCUUUGCUUGGGGGACAGCAAGUGAAACAAGGAAUAGAUGAGAACAAGGUAACAGAGGAAUCCAUGGUAAUGAAAGCUUCAAACGGAAAAGGAUUUUCCCGACCUGCUAGACCUGCAAAUCGCAGGCUGCCAUCCAGAUGGGCAUCUAGAUCUCCAUCAGCACCCCCUGCUUUGAGGCGGACUACAUACAACUAUAAUAUUUCUCUGCAAUCUGAGGCACACAUGAUCUAA
Dipodomys ordii (Ord's kangaroo rat) is the source of this 2022-nucleotide messenger RNA. RefSeq names its product KIAA0408 ortholog. The coding region runs from base 1 to 2022 and encodes 673 amino acids. The transcript has 5 exons. The record is from RefSeq and is a predicted model, not a curated record. NCBI's taxonomy places the organism in Eukaryota, Metazoa, Chordata, Mammalia, Rodentia, Heteromyidae.